AUGACAACUUUAGGAAAUACUGAUACUUCUAGCUACAAACUAUUAUACAAUACUAACAGUUCAAUCUUGAAAGAGAAAAGUUCUAUUAGUGAGGUAUCAAGCAAUACAACUUCAAGAGACAGCUCGACUUCAAGAGAAACAGUAAGCUUUAUUGAGAUAUCAACAUGA
Scutellospora calospora is the source of this 168-nucleotide messenger RNA. Lineage: Eukaryota; Fungi; Glomeromycota; Glomeromycetes; Diversisporales; Gigasporaceae. The record is from the annotation of a GenBank genome assembly.